This is a messenger RNA of Oenanthe melanoleuca, 687 nucleotides long. It is a transcript of the gene NKX3-1, whose product is annotated as NK3 homeobox 1. The transcript has 2 exons. NCBI's taxonomy places the organism in Eukaryota, Metazoa, Chordata, Aves, Passeriformes, Muscicapidae. Gene Ontology annotation, cellular component: nucleus. The coding region runs from base 1 to 687 and encodes 228 amino acids. The record is from RefSeq and is a predicted model, not a curated record. Gene Ontology annotation, biological process: cell differentiation; regulation of transcription by RNA polymerase II. Gene Ontology annotation, molecular function: DNA-binding transcription factor activity, RNA polymerase II-specific; RNA polymerase II cis-regulatory region sequence-specific DNA binding.
AUGCGGCAGGAGCCGGGGAUGAGCGGCGGGGCGCGGCCGGGAGCAGGAGCGGGGCUCGGCUCCCCCCCGGCCAUGAGCGGAGCCCCCGAAGCCCGGGCCGGCCCCUCCCGGCCCCGCACCUCCUUCCUCAUCCAGGACAUCCUGCGGGACCGGCCCGAGCGCGGCGGCGGCGCGGGCAGCGAGCAGAGGGCAGCGGGCAGCCCGGAGGGGAGCGGGGCCGGCCCGGCAGCGGGGGGCACCCCCGCGGGUCCCCGUUCCCCCCGAGACUCGGGGACACCCCAGGGACCGGACACAGACACCUCGGUGGAGACAUUCCUGCCCGACUGUGCCCCCACCGUGCACCCCAUGACCCCCCAGCCUCCCAGGCAGGGAAAACGCUCCCGAGCCGCCUUUUCCCACAGCCAGGUGAUCGAACUGGAGCGGAAAUUCAGCCACCAGAAAUACCUGUCAGCCCCGGAGAGAGCUCACCUGGCGCGGCACCUGCAGCUCACCGAGACCCAGGUGAAGAUCUGGUUCCAGAACAGGAGGUACAAGACCAAGAGGAAACAGCUGGUGGCCGGGAUGAGCCGCUUGGACUCGCCUCAGGAAGCGCCGGAAUUCCCGGGAAUGUCGCUGCUGGCGCUCAGGGGCGCCUGGCCCUACCUGCCCUGCCUGUACUAUGUCAAUUCCUGGAGCCCCUCCUGGUAG